Messenger RNA from Pseudophryne corroboree (corroboree frog), 8395 nucleotides. RefSeq names its product MAPK interacting serine/threonine kinase 2 (gene MKNK2). Gene Ontology annotation, molecular function: ATP binding; calmodulin binding; calcium-dependent protein serine/threonine kinase activity. Lineage: Eukaryota; Metazoa; Chordata; Amphibia; Anura; Myobatrachidae. The transcript is spliced from 14 exons. Bases 252 to 1658 code for a protein of 468 amino acids. Gene Ontology annotation, biological process: peptidyl-serine phosphorylation; intracellular signal transduction; protein autophosphorylation. Gene Ontology annotation, cellular component: nucleus; cytoplasm. The record is from RefSeq and is a predicted model, not a curated record.
UAUAAGGCAGGCAGCUGUUAGGGUAGGAGUCAGCCCUCUCAUGUAAACAGCAGUAGAAGUCUCAGAGGCUGCGAGCAGUGCCCCCUCCACUGCAGAGCCCAGUAGGGUCUCUUUCCAGCCAUCUGGGAUCUUCACUGCACCAAAUUAUUUUUUCUUUAUUCAAUUUCCCCUAAAUUGCCUGCUGACGAUAUCCUACUAUUUUGAUAUUUUCUAAACUUCAGGAUUAAACUUUAGAUUUUUUUUUAACAAAAAUGGUACAGAAAAAAACCCCUGAAAUGAAAGGUUUUCAUCGCUCCUUUAAGGGCCAAAACCCUUUUGAGAUGGUCGAUUAUGGAGUACAGUCCCGAAACAUGGAGUCUGUGUUCAAUUUCGACUGCCCCUCACGACCUGACAUGCCUUCUAGUGCUCCCAUUGAUAUUCCCGAUGCCAAGAAAAGAACAAAGAAAAAAAAACGAUGCAGGGCAACAGACAGUUUCACUGGACGGUUCGAAGAUAUGUACCAUCUACAGGAAGAGGUUCUUGGGGAAGGCGCUUAUGCCAGAGUCCAAAGCUGCAUUAACUUAAUCACCAAUAAAGAAUAUGCAGUUAAGAUUAUCGAAAAACGGCCUGGUCAUAGCCGAAACAGAGUUUUCAGGGAAGUGGAAAUGUUAUAUCAAUGUCAGGGCCACAGCAAUGUCCUAGAGCUAAUAGAGUUCUUUGAGGAAGAGGACAAAUUCUACCUGGUGUUUGAGAAGAUGUGUGGUGGUUCCAUACUUAAUCACAUUCACCGACGCAGACAUUUCAAUGAGAGAGAAGCCAGCUUUGUGGUGCGAGAUAUCGCUGGUGCGCUGAACUAUUUGCACAACAAAGGUAUUGCACAUCGAGAUUUGAAACCUGAAAACAUCCUGUGUGAAAGUCCAUAUCAGGUGUCACCAGUGAAGAUCUGUGACUUUGACCUUGGCAGUGGGAUCAAACUGAACAGUGAUUGCUCUCCCAUAUCCACCCCAGAACUUUUAACUCCGUGUGGUUCUGCAGAGUAUAUGGCGCCUGAAGUGGUGGAAGCAUUUAACGAGGAAGCAUCAAUAUAUGACAAGCGCUGUGAUCUGUGGAGCCUUGGGGUGAUCUUGUACAUCAUGUUGAGUGGCUAUCCACCAUUUGUGGGGCACUGUGGAAGUGACUGUGGAUGGGAUAGAGGAGAGGCCUGCCCAGCUUGUCAGAACAUGCUGUUUGUGAGCAUUCAGGAAGGUAAAUAUGAGUUUCCAGAUAAAGACUGGGCUCACAUAUCUGCUGGAGCCAAAGACCUUAUCUCCAAACUGCUGCUCCGAGAUGCCAAGAAAAGACUGAGUGCAGCACAAGUUUUACAACACCCAUGGGUACAAGGGUGUGCACCAGAUAAUACACUCCCAACUCCAAUUAUACUACAAAGGAACAGUAGUGCCAAAGAUCUAACAUCAUUUGCCGCUGAAGCUAUCGCUAUGAACCGCCAGUUGAUGGAGCGAGAAGAGGAAGAACAAGGAGCAGACUCCUCUGUCUCAUGCCCCAUCGUGGUUAAAGCUACCUCGUGCUCCAUGCAACUCUCCCCUCCUUCUGAAUCCAAGCUGGCCAAGAGGAGACAGCAGGGAAGCAAAGGAGGCAUCUCACCUCCUAGCCUAGCACCCCUCCUUAUUGUCAGUGACUGAAUGCAUGUCCAACAUUUCCUUUACUUGGACAAGGUCUAAAACUAAGCAUCUAGUACUGACUAGCUUCCCAAAGGGAGUAUUUUUUUUACGAACCUCUAUUUCCCCAGCAAUGGGAGAUUUAUAGAAAAGCGAAUUGGGUAGGUAAACGCAAUUCCAUUUUCUUUGGAAAAGGUUUAUUAAUAUUGAAAUGUUUGAGAGGUGCACUCAUUUCAAAGAGCUUUAAGCACUAGAUCCUUUUUGGAUUUUCCUUGCCUCCACAUCUUUCUUCUGCUGUCAAAGAUGUACGGCUCUUGAUCACUUGCAAUGGAUGGUCAUAGUAUCUUUGGCAGGAAAAAAGGUUGUAAAAAUAAUUGAGGCAAUGGCACUUUUUCUGUCUGUAAUAAAAAAAAAAAAAGGGGGGCCAUAGUACCUUAAAUCGGUUCAUAUACAUAUCAAAUUCAUGUACUAAGAGUUGGUGUUGGUGAUGCUAACAUUUAAGCAGGUGCAUGUUUUUGAAAUCUAUAUGGGUAAAUUUAUAUUUUUGGUUAUUCUUGAAAAAGGAAGGAAUGCUUUUAUUUGAAGGCACUGCAACCUACAAAAAAAUCAUUGUUUAAUUGUCCAGUACAGGGAAAUGUAUAUGCUAUGCAUUGCCUUUUAUAUAUAUCGUUGUACAGUCUAUGAGAAAACAUUAGAGGGUUUUAUCUGGUUUCCCUUUUGCCUGAUAUUUUUUUUAAUUUUUAGUCUGGACCUGGCCACAACCUCAGUAACAUUGAGUCUACCAUCGUCUGUACACGAUGGGCCUAAUUCAGCAUGGAUUGCUGAAGUGCUAAAAUCGCUAUUUGCUGAUUUUAGCACAUCUACGCCUCUGUGCACAUGCGCGAGGACUUGAACUGCAAUCGCAGUCUAAGUCCCGGCAGGGGGGCGGGAACGGGGUGUCAACGCAGUAUUUUGUAUGCGUCGACUCACAGGUGCUGGGGGGGGGUCCAGACAAUGGAGGACAGUUUGUGGGGUGGGCUGGAGUGGCUACGUGAUGUCACACGCAGCUGAUGCGACCCGAAACAUGGUGGGCCACCAUCUGCCUUCGCAGCUAGGCUGCGUAGGCAGGGAGCACUUCUAAACAUGUAAGGUGCUCUCAUGUUAGCGAGGGUGGGUCAGGACCCGGCAUGUGGGGCAGCCUUGUCCUGUGCUGGGUGGCGCCCCGCUUGUUAGUGGAAGGAGCUGUAGUUGUGUGAUUUUACUACAACUCGUGCUGAAUUAGGCCCUUUUCCCCCAAUAUCUGUGUUGGGAGGAUUAUGGGGCACACUAAAGAUACACAGGACAGAGGGGUUAAAAAAUAAAUAAACAAAUAAAAAUAAACACACUGGUUGACUUCGAAGCUGAAGUCUGCCAGUAAUCUUGGGAACAUCUUGCAACUGGAAUAUUCCAAAUUAAUCCUUUUAUAUUUGCAUUAGAUGAAUAUAAAGGAAACAAAAAAAAAUUGUGCUUUUAAAAUAUUCAAUUUCUCACUAAUGAUUCUCAGUCACUUCCAGUUUCUGGAAAGUUGUGGGAGUGUAUGGCACAGAAUGCUUUGUUUUGUUUUUAUGUCAUAUUGCAGAGCACCAUUGCCCCUGUAACCUGGACAUCCAAUGACAUUGGAGAAACAGGCUGCAUUGAUUUAUCUAUGAAUUAUUUCAUAUAUAAUUGCAAAUCUAAAUAGAAAUAUUUUCCAUAUACACAAUACAGAUCUGUGUAUGCAAGUAAAAAAUCCAUCUGUAUAUGUGGGCACAUGUGUUUGUGUAUACAUACAUACAUACAUACAUACGUGUGUGUGUGUGUGUGUACUUUAUAUGUGUAUGUAUUAUUUUUUCUUAUCUUUCCUCCUUCCCUCAUAUCCAGAGAAGGAAAUGGAUUAGGCUUUUGGAUGCCCUCUGAAGAAGAGUGCCAUCUACAGAUAGGCUAAUUCCACCCCCUCCCACCACCUAGCACAAUGGUGAGGAUAACUUGAAUGUCAGCUGUCUGUGAGAUCCUCCUUCCUCAGCAACAUUCAUUUCUCCUGCUGCAGGAGGCAGGUUGAGUUUGAAUUUUAGCACCUCUGACAGCACAUUGGUGUCUUAUGUCGGGGACAUCAAUUAUCAGCAGAGUGAUGUUAGUCUGAACUUUCUGGUGGGUGAGGCGCUUCUUUAUAUACAUUAUUCACCAAAGAAUUGUAGUAUUCUCUAUUACAGGACUGUGGUCCUGAGUUAUCAGACUGUGAAUAAUUCUCCUCCUUUUGCCUUGUGAGACUUUGUAGGAUUGUGGGUUUCAGGAGAGGGACUAUUGUCAAAAGCUAAAAUGUAGCAUUGAAUACGUAUUUUUUUUUUUUUUUUUAAAUGCAGCUACUGAAUAUUUUUUGGGGUGUUUACGCUCUUGUGAGCAUAUUGGCCAAUCUAAUUUACAGAAUUCCUAUAUUCACAUCAAAACUGCCUUAAUUUAGUAUGAAAUUCUAAAUGUGUAUGGCAGAGUGCCAUAGCGCUGUGUAAUGUACCCAUGCUCACUAAGCGUGCAAGGCUGCAUCUGUUACAAUGCAGACCUAUUCUAGAGGGUAUUCGUUUGGAUGGUCGCCCAUGUUAUGGUUGACAGUCAUAAGGUCGACCACUAUUGGUCGACAUUGACAUGGUCGACAUGGACACAUGGUCAACACAUGAAAAUGGUCGACACAUGAAAAGGUCACCAUGAGUUUAAAAAAAAAAAAUAUUUUGUGGAACUUUUCCAUACUUUACAAUCCACAUGGACUACGAUUGUGAAUGGUAAUCUGUGCCGAGCGCAGCGGUAGCAGAGCGAGGCACCUUACCCGAAGCAGGGCGAGUGAAGCAAGCCAUGCGAGGGGACACGGUGCACUAAUUGGGGUUCCCCGUCACUUUACGCAGAAAACGACACCAAAAAAAGUAUAAAAACCCCUCAUGUCGACCCUUUCAUGUGUCGACGAUUUUCAUGUGUCGACCAUGCCAAUGUCGACCAAUAGUGGUUGACCUAAUGACUGUUGACCAUAACAUGGUCGACCAUUCAUACCGGAACCAUUUUAGAGUUAGCUUGGCCUUUUAAAUUGAUGCUAUAGCAAACAAAUUGUUUAGAUCACUAAUUUAUGUAAAUAUUGCAGAAUUGGUAACUCCAUGUAUGUAUGUUUCAAAGAAGGAAGUAUUAAUAGGGUAUGGUUUGGCACUUUUGGAUUGUAGGGUGGCGCAAGUUGCAGUUUGGAUUAAUUAAGUAAGCUGAAGCCUUUAUAAGAGAAGGAUCACUUUCAGCUACUUUACAUGCUCCCCAGCUCAACAUGAGGAAUAUAUAGUAAGAAACCCUUUAUGUGAUCCGUCACUUGCGGAAACAGUAACAGCUAGUUCAGAGAAGGCAGAUACCAGUUUGAGUCAUUGUUAGUUUACAGAGCUCUUGCAUUGCAUUGCUCUCUGAGGGAAGGGAGGUAUUGGUUUCAGAAAACCUGUUACUUUUAACAUGUGAAGAAAGACUAUUUGUUUUGUGGAAGUGUGUGUACAGUUUAGCCAUGUUGUAGUUACAGUUGUAUUUUGUAGAGAUAUGAAUCCUUUUCUCCUGUUGAGUAAAGCUGGCUGCUCAUAUGAAAAGUGACCUCAUGACCACAUGACUGGAGCCCUGCUAAGCUCAGAACAGUCAUGGAUGGCCAAAUUGUAUAGAUCUGAUCAAUUCGAACAAGAAAAUAUGGUACCCAAUUGUAACAGACAUGUGCUUGUCUUUUCUACUGACAGGAACAAAAGAGAUCUGAUUGGCAUUUUAACCAUUCUUGAUGAUUAUGAGAUGCCACACCUGUAGCAAUAUUCUUCCAACCUCAUGCAAACCAGACAAUUUUGUCACUGUGUGUGGCUGUAUUAACUAGCAGUAGGGUAUACUUUAGCGCAAAAUGGACCUAAUUAAAACAAUGAAACCAUAUAGUGUAUAUUGUUUUUCGUCAACCCACGUAAAUACAAGCAUAUUAUGUUUACCCAAUAAAGUACAGCAUAAUAUACUUAUUUUUAUGUGAUUUGCACAUUGCUUAUAAAGUAUAAUUGGAGACCAUUUGGCAAAGAAGAAAAAAAUCUUGUUCUUACACAUAAAAUAAAAGAGCAGCACAUUGGUUUUAAAAAAUAAAAUAAAAGUUCACCUGUUGAAGAAGCAAUAUAUACACUUUUGUUUUUUCCUAUAUGGUCCAUUCUAGGCCAAGGCAAAUUCUAUUUCAGUUUUGUGUGAGGAUUCUGGAGUCGUUCCUGAUUCCUGGGAGCUGCAAACUUGGUCUGUUGUCUUUAAAAUUGUAAUGCUCUUUAUUGUGCCUCCAUUGAAACAUUAUUUCAUUUGGAAAAACAAAAACAAACCUGUGGUGUAAAAUGGCAGACCCCAUACAUAACAUUAGCAGGAUUAUUACUGUGGCACUUGGCCAAAUCUAAUUUCUGUUAUCCUUCUUAUCUUCCAGUUUUGUUAAGCGACUUACGUUGUUGUGUGAUUUAUAGUAUCAGUUAGGAUGAGUGGUUUUAGUCUUUGCGUCACAUUGGCUGAUUUUUCCUUAGCAAUAGUGCACUUUUGAUGGUUGCCUCCCAGAUGGAAAUAUAUUAUAAACUGUCAGCAUCAAUGUGAGGAAUACAGCAAUAAGUGUAUUUAUCUAUAUUUUGGUGCAGGGAUUACUCACAGGGAAGUGCAGGUUUAUAAUGUGGACAGUUAUUGGGUUGCCCAUAGGGAAGCUCAUUUAUUUGUAUUCUGCACUCUGACAGUGAGGCUGCCAUGUAGUGACCGGAUAAUAAGUGCCUUAGUGCAGCUAGCAGGACUGCGCAAUUUGCAUGAUUUGCCAUGCCAUUCGAAUGAGUACAAUGGGUCCAAACCAGGGACUUGUAGACCUUGUAGCCUAAGUCUGUAUUAGUAUCCUCAUGUUUUGGCAACUGAAGUAUAAGGUGAGGUGCCUAAUGCAUAUAUACUAAACAUUCUGUAUAAAUUCAUGAUGUUCUAUGGUAAUAUUACCACAUUCUAGACCCUCUCCUUAUUCUUUGGCAUUGUCAUGGUAUGUGUGAUUUUGCAUGUAUACAAGUGUUUGCAGACAAUCCAAACAUUCCAUUAGAAACAGUUGUAACUGCACUCCCAUGCAGUCCUGUCAGGUCCCCCUGUGUCUAGGACAUUCAAAAGUUACUUCCAAGGCACACAUCUGCAGUUUCUACUUUCUGUCAUUUUCUGAUUGGUAAAUCAAGAUAAGAUUGUCUUAUAUUAAGAACACUUGAAUCUACUGUUUUGCAGAGCCUUGCUAAGGUCAGGGUGAGGUAUUGCAGUUUUUUUUUUCCCAUGGGAAGUUCAGGGAUUAUGUGAACUGGUUUUAUAUUCACAUCAUAGAAUCUAGUGGUAUGGACAUGCGGAACUGUUCUCCAAAGGUGUUUUAUGGGGGAGGUGGGUUAUUUCUUUUUUAUUCUUUGGAUUUCUUAAAUCGGGAGACAUUUUAAUUAAAAUGUAACCCCUUCCCCCAUGGUAAUUAUAGAUCGAGGAAUAUUUAUUCCCCAAUCGACGUAACCUAUAUAAUUUACAUCUAGUAAGUCAUAUGUAUGCACAUAUCUGAAUAAAAACAGGCACUUGUUAGUAUUUUGUCACAUCUUGAAUAGGACAUGUAAAAUGAAGUAUUCAUGUCACACAUACUUCAAAGAAAAAUGGUCAACAAGAUAUAUAUUUGCUGUGGGAAGUUUAAUAUAAUUUCGCAUGGUUAAAAUCCUAUACAUAGUUUUCAUACAUUGUUUUGUUAUGAUCCUUCUCUUUAGCAUAUGUUUAUUUACGGAGGAUAUUGCUAACCCAUUAAUAAGUUCACCCUGAAGCUCUCAAUCUUCUGUAAUUAAUAGAAGCACCAUCAGAACAAAACAUGACAUGAAAAACUAUGCAUUUCUUAAAUGAAAUUAUAGUUCUAAAAACCUUAAAAUAUUCUAUUCGAUCAGUUUGCCUUUUAUGUUGAUAUACUCAGGGCUCAUAGACACGGGCAGCAAGUGGCGUUCAUGGUCCAUCAAAUAUUAGGGAAGGUGACAGUAUGUGGUGACUUCACUGUCCACAAUAGAGAUAAUUGAUCUCUAAUUUGAUAGCCGUUUCAUCUGCAGUGCAUAAAGCUCAGGCUAAAUAUUACCACGGGUACAAAGUAAUAGUCAAUGCGUAUAUCUACCCUUAUGGAAUCACGUAUUCUUACCUGGCCUGCUACUGAGAAAUUCUAGGGAAAUAGGGUGCACUUAAAACACAGAGCAAGUUUUCAAUUUUUUGUUUUUCCAACUGGUAUUUUCAUCGCCAACAGUAGUUUACAGAAUUGGUAAUUAAGUUCCCACAUGGCUGUUAAAUAUAUAGAUAUUAUUGUUUAUAUAUAUAUAUAUAUAUAUAUAUAUAUAUAUAUAUAUAUAUAUAAUUUGACACCCUGAAUUAAUGGUUCUUUUUGGAUUGUAAAAACAUUAUGUAUUAUGUAAGAAGAUCUGUUAGCCGACGUUACUCAUCUAAACUGCCAAAGGCUUAUGCACAACAUUUGUUAUAAUGCACUGUGGAAUUGUGAAUCCCUUCAAGAGUAAGUAAGGGGUAUUGAUAGACAAAAGAAUUUUGUAAGGGAUGGGAACGUAUGGUCAAUAAUAAAUGAAAUGAGUAAUUAAAAAAAAAUCUGGAAAAAAAAAAGCACUUUAUUGUAUUUCAACUGAUAUUCUGAUGCAGCUAAAUGGAGGUUUUUGGUACCUCAAAAUCCAUCAGAAAUUUUUGUAUUUUUUGUAAGACCUAAAUAAAAUGUGUUGAAAUUAUGCAACUCAGAA